CGGGGUGGUAUAGUGGUCACUUGCAAGUCGAUUCAUCCGGUGAAUUCGACUUUACUUUCGUCUAGAGUGCAGACGUUGCAUCCGAAGGGUGUUGAACUAGGGACCUAGCUGUGUCUAUGCUGUGUUUGCAGUAAUAUGCGUGGCCACACAGUCAGCGGAUAACCCGCUGUUCACACUCACGCAUGGCAUGCACAUCUGAUACACGACCUGAUGAAUAACAAGUGCUGUGCUGCAAAUGAUUAACAGACAGCCUAGUCCUUUACUUGCAGAGGUGCUCAAUUUCUCGUAGACUGGACUUUCAUUCCACAUGAAUGUAGGUGGGGGGGACACCCGCAUCGCAGAGAACAUAAAUUGUCACGCGUGCCACGUGCAUGGUGGAAAGCCAGCAGACGUCGUGAGGGCUUCCGCCUGUGUUCGGGAGGAUUUGACGCGGUGUUCCUUCUUCUUGAAAGCCCAUUGGCGGUCGGUUUCCAGUUGGGCUAUGUAACAAGGCGGGAUGCAUGUGUUGGUGUAGUUUGCAGGACGCUGUGUUCGUAUGGAGCUGGCCACAUCAUCGCGUCCGCUUGCUGAACCCCUGAGCCUCAAUCCGAACGUGGAAGCACUGUUUUCCACCCAGGUUUUCAAACGCAGAUAACGUUAAAUGAAUAAGUAUCUCAUGUCGAUUCUUUGUCCCGUCAUGUCGCCGCAACGGAAUGUGGUCCUAGAUUCUUGAGCGUGUUUCUCUUCGAAGUCAACCGGAUGGGUACGGCUAUCGAAAAGUCAGAAAUGUUGAGUCGCAACGCUCGAAUACCUCUACCUAAGCGGAGCUUGAUUUCUCAGUCAUGUGGAACCGUGCGUCCGUGCAUACGUGGAAACGAGAGGUAGUAGCGUCGCUCCAUCCUCUGGCCUGGCAGCACGCCCCCGUAAACGUGGCCUGUAGUCCUCGUGUGGCUGACAAGCACGCUUGUGUUCUUUUUUUUGCGCUGUCUAGAGUCUGUGCAUCUGAAAAACAUGCAUAUCAAAGACAAACCCAACGAUCCCUAUGUGCAGGUUCGACGACCAACCUGGAGCUGACGCGAGGGACGGGUAAUUCACGCGAGGGAGUCCAUCAGCGAUGGAACUUGAAGACCAUCUUAAAACGAGCUCGAUCUUUCGCUGCGUUGGGAACUACGAAACACCCACAAAACGGUUCCCCGCGGGAGUCCCCGAAAACUGCCCUCGAACGCGUGCUACGAUACUGUCGAAAGAAUGGAGAGCCUCGUGGCAGUUUGUUCUUCUUAUGGAGGUCCACAGUGUAUCCUCGGCUGGUACGGGGUGAUGUGAACGACGCAGAGGCUUUGGAGAUUUUGCGGACGUACUUGACAGAUUUGAAUCCGGCAAACAAGAAUGAAGGAUGCAAGAAACCUGACUAUGAAGAAGCGCAUAACUGCCUGUCAGAGGCAGCAGAUGGCUUACCAAAUGCAGAGGCCGUGCUAGCGGCCGUGGGCGGCGGAUUCGUCAGACGCUAUCAGAGCGUCUUGCCUGAGUUAUAUGUGCCAAACAAACGUACUGCCCAUUCUAACGCGUUGCGAAAAAGAGGGUUCGUGGCGUGUAGUGUUCCUCAACGUGGCCAUGGAGCUGCGACAAUAAAACAAAAGGAUGUGCCCACUGAGCUGACGAAUUUUGCUUUUGUCUGCAACAUCUUCGCCCGCCGCAUGCCAAAGCACCGACCUUUCUUUGUUUUCUCGAGGUCGGAGGGGGCAAAAUCGGAUGUCAUGCGACAACUGGGCAAUGCCAUUGCGAGGCAUGUCUACGAUAUUCAACCACGUGAUAUGAGCGUGACAUGGAACGCCUUCCGUCAAGCCAAUGUAGUGCACGAUCGGCUUUUCCACAUCCUCGUGAAGAGGUUACCCGUCAUAGCAGGACAUUUUUCUGCUACUCAAAUAGGGAUGACGCUGAAUGCUCUUGGCCAUUUUCGGAUCCGGCACCGGCUCUCAAUUUCAUCUCUCAUCGCAAGGGCGAAGCACCUUCUGGAGACCCCUUUGUCAGUCGAUCACGCCUCGACAAGGGCUGAGGAAGUCCCUCAAGAACUACCGUCGAUCGGAGCGGACUCCGCAUUUGGCGUCCAGAAUUUAGCUCUGCUGCUGAACAACGCCGCACGCGUGGAUUCAGUGGAUUCCCUUUUGUCCUCCAAAGAUGGGUUGAGCAUCCUCGUCCUGCAAGCGGUGAAGCACACGGCCAUCCAACUUUGUUUGCAAGGGAACUGUCAUGAGAUCGCAGACACGUUUUUCAAGCGCAAGUUGCCUGAAGCCGCAGACGGAAGCUACCUUGGAAGUACGGUUGUUCCAGGUCUCUUUGGGAAUCUUCAGCAGAUGCGCCAGGAUGAUAAUCGUGUCGACCUGCGGGCGCUGUCGACUUCCUCGACUUCAAUGAUUUCUUUCAAAAAGUAUUCGCAGGAUUUCACGCCUCAAGCACUGGGGAAUAUCGCUUUAGGCGUGGCCUUCGUGCUUGCGAACUUGUGCAGCUCUCGUUCGCAGCACCGCUCAGGUUUCCACGACGAAGGGAUUCGCACGGUUCUGCAACAGUAUAUGUCCCUAUGUAACCGUUGCAUAUUAGUUUUGUCGGCACUUGCAGUUCGCACUUUCCCCGUAAAUUCAUUCCGGCCGCCAGCUACAGUGGGAGGUGCUGUCGAGGAAAGCCCAGUGAUUCGAGUGCUGGAAGCGGCGCACAGAUUCCAGUUCCUGCAAGCACUUCUGUGCAUGUGGCACUUUCCUGGUGGAUCGGCGAUGCGAGAGUAUGGGAUCGAGGAACUUGCCACUCUGACUGGCGUUAUGGAAAAAUUGACAGGGCAACACGCGCACAUGGGAGCAGCAGACCGUCACGUGACAACGUCUAAGGAGCAGGACCAAGUUGAAAGCGCGCUGCGAUCUGUUUUCAUCGAUGCCACAGGAACUCAGGCUGAUCCUGUGGCCUCUGUCACUAUAGGUAGAGAGCACUGUUGCAGCGUCUACAGCAUAGACAUAAUAUGUAAAUUAGAAGAAGGCUUCUCAGAUACACUAUGGGAGAACCGCCUGAUAGAUACUGCUGCGGAUACUGCAUCUUUCUGUCAUAACACACAGCUACAGUGCGAAGAAGUCUAGCAAUAAAAGAAGCAUUCCAUGUGCGUAUCGUCACUUCGCUGAAGGUCGGUGGUAUUGGAAUAACGGAUGACUCUACCAUCCUGGCGCCAGACUUGCAUUGCUGAUUUGCUGCACCUUCCACGUUUCCUUCUUUCUGAGGGAAACGGCGGAAUAUCUUCGCCUCAAGUUCGACUAGCGUCCUUUAUCGCUUCGCUCGGAACCGGAAUGAGACUGUCGAAGCGCGUGCCGGCUCCUGGUGCUUCCUUGAGAAUUUCCUGACAUCCGUGGUAAGUCAAUCUGGUCAUGUGUAGUUAUGUGACCCUCUGUGGCACCGUAUUACACGAGUUUGAAAGCUCAAGAAUGCCUUGCCAACGCUCUAUCCGUCGAUUUAACUUGCCACCACCUCCGCAGUUGUCGUAAUCCCGUAGCAAUUCUUAAUUGAAAUUGUUCAGUCGCAUCUCUUUCUUGGAGAGAUAUUCUCUCAACAUCAAACUCUCAAGCAAUGACCAUCAUGGAUAACAUCGCUGCGGCCCCCAAUUAUGGUGCAGCAUUGUCGUGCCGCAUGCUGCAGACCUCAAACCAGCACCGUCGCCGAACGUUGCUGGUUACUCAAGUACCCAGCAUUCACAAUCCGACAUUGGAUUCGCUUCUUAUCGGAUUCCUUCGUGUGUCCAGUAGUGUGACACUACGAAAAAUGCACAGACUCAAUAAUAUCGGGAACAAACAUGCAUACAGUAUCAAAGAGUGGUGCGGGGACGAAGCAUGGGAAAUGCGUGCUUUUGCUCUCUUCUUGUGGCAGUGCAAAACAACACUGAACCGGGUAUGGCCUUGCCCACCGAAUGCUACGCCUGUGGGCUACAUGUCCCGCAGAUUGUUAUUUCAUGGGAAUACACGCACCCGUCUCUGUGCUUGACUUAAUUAGGGCCGCAAAUUGAAAAGAUGAUUUUUCAGCAGUAUGGGCGGCAGUGAUGUAUUCCCUUUUGGCAUAACCUGCCUACAGGAUUGUACUUCACGCGCUGGUCACUAUUUCCAGUGCCAUUGGAUGCGGACAUAUUGCCCCGGAACUAUUCCAUGCUGCUAUGUAAUAUAAUGCUCCGUAUAUGCUGGAUGGAGUUUUCCAUCAGCCAAAAGAGUUGUACACUACCAUUCCGCUACU
Messenger RNA from Toxoplasma gondii ME49, 4233 nucleotides. RefSeq lists its product as hypothetical. The transcript has 7 exons. The record is from RefSeq and is a predicted model, not a curated record. NCBI's taxonomy places the organism in Eukaryota, Apicomplexa, Conoidasida, Eucoccidiorida, Sarcocystidae. The coding region runs from base 822 to 3098 and encodes 758 amino acids.